Messenger RNA from Geodia barretti, 2496 nucleotides. NCBI's taxonomy places the organism in Eukaryota, Metazoa, Porifera, Demospongiae, Tetractinellida, Geodiidae. The record is from the annotation of a GenBank genome assembly.
UCACGAUGAGGUAUCCUCCGGGUUAGCAAUCCAGAGGAGGAUGACCAUGGCAAUCGGACGACCAAUGCCGCCGGUAAUUUUGGAUGAGGUGGAGCGUGAAACCCUGGUACGGUGGGUUCGCCGUCCGAAAACGGCGCAAGCUUUGGCGCUGCGGGCCAGAAUGAUUUUGGGCUGUGCCGAAGGCCGCAGCAAUACCACGGUGGGCGCCGACCUGGGAGUGUCCGAUGAGACGGUGGGGAAGUGGCGUUCCCGGUUCCUGGAACGGAGGCUGGACGGACUGUCGGACGAACCGCGCAGCGGACGGCCUCGAGCGGUUACCGAUGACCACGUGGAGCGUGUGAUUACGCUGACGCUGGAGACCACCCCCAAGGACGCGACCCACUGGAGCACCCGGUCCAUGGCCCAGCGCAGCGGGCUGAGCCACAACACGGUCAGCCGCAUCUGGCGGGCCUUCGGAUUGCAGCCCCACCGCACGGAGACCUUCAAGCUGUCGGCAGACCCCUUCUUCAUCGAGAAGGUCAGGGACGUUGUGGGGCUAUACCUGAAUCCACCGGAUCGGGCGUUGGUCCUGUGCGUGGACGAGAAUUCCCAGAUCCAGGCGUUGGAUCGCACCCGUCCGCUAUUGCCCAUGCGCCCGGGACAGGUGGAACGGCGCACCCAUGAUUACGUGGAUUACCUGCGUCACGGCACCACUUCGCUGUUCGCCGCCUUGGACACCAGGACCGGCAAGGUGAUUGGUCGUUGCCACCAACGGCACCGGGCCGUGGAGUUCCGCAAAUUCCUCGAUACCAUCGAGGCCGAGGUGCCCGCCGACCUCGACGUCCACCUGAUCGCGGACAACUACGCCACCCACAAGACGGCGCUGAUCCGCAACUGGCUGGCCAAGCGGCCCCGCUUCCAUAUGCACUUCACACCCACCAGCGCCUCCUGGCUGAACCUGGUGGAGCGCUGGUUCGGUCUGCUCACCGAAAAGCAGUUGCGCCGUGGGGUGCAUCAGAGCAGCGCCGAACUGGAGGCUGCCAUCUACCGCUAUCUGGACGUCACCAACGAAGAUCCCCAACCUUUUGUCUGGACCCAGACCGCCAACCAAAUACUGGCCAACGUUGCCCGCUUUUGCCAACGUACUUUGGAUACAGGACACUAGAAAUCUGGCCGGAAACUGGCUUCAGCCGGGCGGGCGGCUAUACUUGGGGCAUCAAGAAAUAGCGAGGGCGGAGAAUGCUGGGAGAGCGAUCAGAUCAGAGGGGUCUCUGGGAAGCGGACCGGUUGUACCUGGACCACGUGGGGCGGGACACCUUCUACGGUCUGCUGGCCUCGCUGCGGGGCCGGUUGUUCCGAGACGCCGAUUUCGCCGAGUUCUACUGCCCGGACAACGGCCGGGACAGCGUGCCGCCCAGCCUGCUGGCGACGGCGCUGCUGCUCCAGUCCCACGACAAGGUGAGCGACGCCGAGGCCAAGGCCCGGGCUGACUUUGACCUCCGCUGGAAGGUGGCCCUGGGGAUUGAGGUGGAGGACCGGCCCUUUGCCAAGAGCACAUUGCAGGUGUUCCGCGCCCAGCUGAUCCUGCACGACAAAGUGCGGGAGGUGUUCGAGUCCAGCCUGCGGCUGGCCCGGGAGUCGGGCUACCUGAAAAAGCGGAGCAUGAAGGUGGCGCUGGACACGACCAACAUCCUGGGGCGGGGCGCGGUCAAGGACACCUGCAACCUGUUGGCCGACGGGAUCGUCCAACUGCUGCGGACGCUGGCGGCAGUGGAGAAGAUCACCGUCAAAGAAUGGGGCAAGGCCCAGGGAUACGGGCGGUACCUUGCCUCCAGUAUCAAGGGCGAGGCCGCCAUCGACUGGAGCGACAAACGGGCGCGGCAGACCCUGCUGGCCGAGAUUGUGAGAGACGCGGACCGGUUGUUGGAGCUGUCGCGGCAGGCGCAGGGGGAGUUGACCAAGGACGGUGAGGAGCGGCAGCACAUCGUGACGGCGGCGGAGUUGCUGGGGCAGUUGCUGCUCCAGGACGUGGAACGAGUUGAGGGCGGCGUGAGCCUCAAGGAUGGAGUGAGCCGGGACCGGAUGAUGUCGGUGCAUGAUCCGGAGAUGCGCCACGGCCACAAGAGCAGCAGCCGGCGCUUUGACGGGCACAAGGCGGCGAUUGUGGUGGAUACCGAUUCCCAGCUGAUCACCGCCGUGGCGGUACUGCCCGGCAACGCUCCGGACAACCUGGGGGCGCUGGAACUGGUGGAACAGAGCGAGGCCAACACCGGUGUACCGGUGCAGGAGGCCAUGGGCGACGCCGCCUAUGGGGACGGAGCUACCAGGCAGACCUUCGCCGAUGUGGGCCGCAAGCUGGUAGCCCGGGUGCCAGGCCGGCCCGACCGGAAGCACUUUCCCAAGGAUGACUUUGUCAUCGACCUGGCCGCGGGCAGUUGCACCUGUCCGGCGGGACAGGUCACCCACACCAUCGUGCCAGCGGGAAAGCGGACGGAUGCCGCGGGGCGGGUAUACCGC